Messenger RNA from Abrus precatorius (Indian licorice), 1422 nucleotides. Its product is annotated as beta-amyrin 28-monooxygenase-like. The transcript is spliced from 3 exons. Gene Ontology annotation, molecular function: heme binding; iron ion binding; monooxygenase activity. NCBI's taxonomy places the organism in Eukaryota, Viridiplantae, Streptophyta, Magnoliopsida, Fabales, Fabaceae. The record is from RefSeq and is a predicted model, not a curated record. The coding region runs from base 1 to 1422 and encodes 473 amino acids. Gene Ontology annotation, biological process: sterol metabolic process.
AUGGAUGUUCUCAUUCAGUAUUUGUCACUUACUUUAAUCACCUUGAUUGCAUCUACCUUUGUUUUCCAGAAAAGAAGACUAGGUGGAUCUAAAAGCUUGCCCCCAGGUACUUUUGGGUGGCCUCUAGUGGGUGAAACCCACCAUUUUUUGUUCAACAAGAUUGAACAUUUCAUUCAAGAGAGGGUAAAAAAGUACUCUUCAGAGACAUUCAAGACAAACAUACUAGGAGAGCCAGCAGUGGUUCUAUGUGGUCCUGCAGCAAACAAAUUUGUCUCUAUGAAUGAACCAGAACUCAUCAAAGUUUGUUACUUGAAAACUCAGCGCAGGCUCUUCAAUAUUCCUGAUCAGCCACAUGCAGCUAAGCCAAAACAAGAAGCUAUAGCUGCUGCUCCAGUGAAGAUCUUGGGGUUUCUGAAACCUGAAGGACUAGUUAGGUACAUGGGGAACAACAUUCAAUCCCUCACACACCAACAUUUGAUGACACACUGGGAAGGAAAAACACAAGUGAAAGUGUACCCUUUGGUGAAGGUCUUUUCCCUUACAGUUGUGUAUCAAUUCUUCUUAGGCAUUGAUGAUCAACACCAUGUAGCCAAAUUUGCCAACAAGUUUGACAACUUGUACUCUGGAGUUUAUUCAGUUCCUGUGAAUUUCCCUGGCUCUACAUAUGGUAGAGCACUCAAGGAUGCAGCUGCAAUUCGGAAAGAGAUCCAAUUUUUUAUCAUGGAGAAGAUUGAUGCUUUGUCCAAGGGCCAAGUUAUGGACGACCUACUAGCACACAUAGUUGGUGCUGUGCAGGAUGAAAAAUAUGUGCCAAAACUUGAAAUAAGCAACAUCAUCAUGGGAUUAAUGAAUUCCAGUUAUAUAUCAAUAGCUGUCAUUCUAUCUUUCAUGAUCAAACACAUUGGACAGAGGCCUGAUAUCUACCAAAAAAUCAUAUCCGAGCAUGCUGAAAUUACAAAGACCAAAGGUUGUGGUAGAGCACUAGAUUGGAACAGCAUACAGAAAUUGAAAUACACAUGGGCUGUUGCACAGGAGACCAUGAGACUCUACCCAACUGCACCAGGUGCAUUCAGAGAGGCCAUAACAGAUAUCACAUAUGAAGGUUUUACUAUUCCAAAGGGAUGGAAGAUAUUUUGGGCACUUAUUGGAACAAACAAGGAUCCCAGAUACUUUGAUGAACCAGAAUGUUUUGAUCCCUCAAGGUUUGAAGGGAAGGUUCCUGCACCAUACACUUUUGUACCCUUUGGAGCUGGACCAAGAUCUUGCCCUGGAAAGGACUACACAAGGCUUGUGGUUCUCACAUUUAUUCAUAACCUUAUAACCAAGUUCAAGUGGGAAGUUCUGCUUCCUCAUGAGAAAAUAUUCGGUACUUUGAUCCCUACCCCUGCAGAGGGAAUUCCCAUUCGACUUCAUCGCUUAUAA